AUGACUACGUCCGGGCCGACCUCGUCGAUCCCUGUCUCUUCCGCGGGGUCGCCAGCGCCCGCCGCGAUCACGCCUGCACCGGCCGCGGGACUCCCAGCACCAGCCGCUGCACCUUCCGCGGGACGCCCAGCACCAGCCGCUGCACCUUCCGCGGGACUCCCAGCACCAGCUGCACCAGCCGCGAUCCCGUUCGCGCCGCCCCUUGCUCUGGGCGUCGGCCAUGGCGCGACGCCGCCGGGCGUGUCUCCGUCCACGCCCCCUGCCUCAACUUUCGGCGCCGGCACUCCUGGUGUGCUGCAGCAGCACGCAGCCUCCGUCGCGCAACCAUCUGUCGUCACGGACGUUCCUCCGCUGCCGUCCGCCACGAUGGACACGAUCUUCUCGGACGCGGCAAUCUACUCCGACGCUCUCGCCGCCUCCAUGCGCUACCCUGGGUACACCUACCCGCAGAUGGCGGGGUUUCCCCAGGGCACAUAUCCCCUUGCACUUGGGUUUCCUCGGGCGCCGCUGCCGUCUCAGGCCAACACGUCGUCGCUGCCUUAUGGUGGCGCCCUGCCCUAUAGCCCGACGCCGCCCGGCUUUCCGCCCCAGCAGCAGCAGCCACUGUUCUACGGUGCCGGCCAGUUCACCCAUACCGCACUUCCCAGCAUCGUCACCAUCGCGCCGGCUAUCACCAUUAAGCUUGAUGGGAGGAUUGCUGCGAAGUUCGGGUCACAGCAAGAAAUCGUUGACCCUUCACCCAAGCUGUCAUUACGAGAAAUCAAGGAAGAAAAAGAUGUCAAGGACCCCAAGAAGAAGCCUGCUGCUCUUGCCCUUAAAACUUCGGCAGCAGAAGCUUCGGCAGCAGAAGCCUCAGCAGCAAAAGGCACCUUCGAGUCCUCCUCGAGUCUGUCGACAAUUAUGUUGGCAGGCAACAAUACCUUCGGAUACAGUGCCUCCAAGUCUCCAGUUGCAUUGGCAAUCGACAGCAAACCCGCUGAGGGAUAA
This is a messenger RNA of Lolium perenne, 987 nucleotides long. The record is from RefSeq and is a predicted model, not a curated record. Lineage: Eukaryota; Viridiplantae; Streptophyta; Magnoliopsida; Poales; Poaceae.